GAACCAGCAGCGAUGGCGGGCCUUGCACCACCGAACUUGACGGCUCAAAAGACCAAAGUCGAAGAGAAAGUGGAUUACUCAAACCUCCCUUGCCCUCUUCCCUAUGAAGAAAUCCACCGUGAAGCUUCCAUUUCAUUAAAGCCAGAACUAUUCGAUGGUUUCCGCUUCGAGUUUAACAAGAUGUUGAACCACAAGUUUUUCCUCAGCCAUACCGUAAUGAUGGGACCAACACAGGUUCCUACUCAUUCAUCUGAUAUAAUCAAAAUUCCAACUGCUGACUAUGAAUUUGGUGCAAAUUUUAUUGACCCAAAGUUGAUGCUUAUCGGAAGGGUCUUGACGGAUGGUAACCUAAACGCGAGAAUCAAGUGCAAUUUAACUGAUAAUUUGACCAUAUUUUAUAAUGGUCAGCUUACAAGUAAAAAAGAUAAGUCACAAGGCGUGGUCUCCUGUGAUUACAAGGGGUCAGACUACAGAACCAAGCUUCAGAUUGGAAGCGGCUCCCUCUAUGCAGCUAACUAUAUUCAGCAUGUGACACCCCAUUUAUCUUUGGGUGGUGAGGUUUUCUGGAUUGGUGAGCAUCGUCAGUCGUGUAUUGGUUAUGCAGCUCGAUAUGAGACUGAUAAAAUGAUUGCCUCUGGGCAAGUUUCUUCCUCUGGUGUGGUUAUCAUGAACUAUGUUCAUAAGGUGGUUUCAGAGAAGAUCUCACUUGUAGCAGAUUUCAUGUACAAUUUAAUGUCGAGAGAUGUUACAGCUAGUGUUGGGUAUGACUACGUUUUUCGACAGUGUCGGCUAAGAGGAAAGAUUGACUCUAAUGGAGUUACCUCUGCUUACCUAGAAGAAGUAUUGCCUAUUCCUGGUGAUGGACUCCGUUUUCUUGUAUCCGCAGAGGUGGAUCAUGUGAAGAAAGAUUACAAGUUUGGUUUCGGUGUUACCGUCGGUUAAUCAAUCCUAUGAUAGUUAAAGCCUCAUGCGAUUUCAGGCUCUAAUUAACAUUCUUGUUAUUUUUCUGGCUGUUAACUUUUUAAAUUUAUUUUUGUUUCUCCUCAGAGAUAAUAGU
Eutrema salsugineum is the source of this 1057-nucleotide messenger RNA. RefSeq names its product probable mitochondrial import receptor subunit TOM40-2. Gene Ontology annotation, biological process: protein import into mitochondrial matrix. The transcript has 11 exons. Gene Ontology annotation, molecular function: transmembrane protein transporter activity. The coding region runs from base 13 to 942 and encodes 309 amino acids. Gene Ontology annotation, cellular component: mitochondrial outer membrane; mitochondrial outer membrane translocase complex. The record is from RefSeq and is a predicted model, not a curated record. Lineage: Eukaryota; Viridiplantae; Streptophyta; Magnoliopsida; Brassicales; Brassicaceae.